This is a messenger RNA of Spizellomyces punctatus DAOM BR117, 1479 nucleotides long. RefSeq lists its product as uncharacterized. NCBI's taxonomy places the organism in Eukaryota, Fungi, Chytridiomycota, Chytridiomycetes, Spizellomycetales, Spizellomycetaceae. The record is from RefSeq and is a predicted model, not a curated record. The coding region runs from base 1 to 1479 and encodes 492 amino acids. The transcript has a single exon.
AUGAUGACAAACCUGAAGGUCAACGUUCAAGAGCAUUUCAUGCAGAUGCUCCUUCGGUAUAUCAAUCUGCGGCUCGACGUGAAGGGACAGAAGCAGCGACUGCCACUGAAAAGCGAUGCGCGGAAAGCUUUCUUUACUCGACUACGCUACUUAAAGUCAGUUUUUCUUUUUGAUACUGUACCUGAGUUGCUGGAUUUAACACCAUUGGAGAGCGAGGUUCUUGAAGAGAUUUGGUCGCUCGAUCUGCCUUUUCUUGUUGACAAUCCACUCGCCUUCGCAGUUGUCGUGGAUCCAAUGUCCUUUUUCCCUGCUUACUGUCGGUUGUCAAGCCUAUAUGAAAAGCAUGGAUUUCGACGGUUCAGUGCAAUCCCACUUCGCCGCUCCCUCAUCCAAAGCCACAUUCGUAUCGACACGGUUAUUCUGCACCAGCAUAUCCUCUGCAUCACCCGCCAAGAAGCAGAAGCCGUAGCGAAGGUCGAUUUAUGGUUGCGCGUCUGUAAUCUGCAGAACAAGGCUUUUAGAUCUCGUCAUGGAAUGUGUUUUGAAGGCUCGAUCACGACGGACGGAACCUCGAUGUCUGUAUACCUAAAGCACCCAGACGCAGACAAGUAUGGAAAGCGCGGAGCGAGAAAGUCAGCAAAGACUCUAGAAGCUGAGGUGAAGGCAGUAUAUGUGGAGAACAACUUGCCUGCUUGUCGAGCAGCAGAAAAUGUCAUCGUUAUCGACCCAAACAAGCGCGACAUUCUCUACUGCCAAGACAGCAAUGGUACGACGUUCCGCUACACCGCCAAUCAACGCUGCAAGGAGACAGGUAGCCGCCGAAUUGCAAAGAGACGAGAAGCAAUGAAAGCCGGCGGCAUUGACCUCAUAGAAUCACGUAUCCCAAGCCACAAGACGAUGAACCUCAUGGACUUUACUCGCUACCUUCUCGUUCGUCGCGCAGAUUCGGAUCGUCGCAAGGAAUUCUACUCCCACCCUGCCCACACACGGUGGAAGUGGCAUGCAUUUAUAAACCGUCAGAAGAGUGAAUCGAACCUCAUAUCCAACUUGCGCAACAAGUUUGGGAACUUUACCAUUGUGAUGGGAGAUUGGAGCGAUGCCGGUCGAACUGCGAGAUUUCAGACCUCAUCCAAGACAAAAGGCUGGCGCACCCUCUUUAAGCGCAACCGCAUUGAUUGUUUCCUUCUCGACGAGUACAAGACCUCAUCUGUCUGCCCUCACUGUUCCUCUGACGUUGAAAAAGGUUUCAAAACACGACCUCAUUCAAGACCUUAUCGACGACGAGAAGGCAAGAUUGAAAAAGUCCACGGAUUGCUGGGUUGUACCAACCCUAACUGUUUGCAGCAAGCCUGGACGAUGCGCUACUGGAAUCGAGAUACGCUGUCAACCUGCAAUAUGGUAACGAUCGUGCAAUCAAUGUUGGAUGGACACGGUAGACCAGAGGUGUUCAGCAGGAGGAGUGUUCCAGCUGUAGCGUAG